AUGCCACGCCAGUGCGAAAUAUGUCAGCAAGCCAGGGCCGUUCUGCGUCGGCCCAAGACAGCACAGCGGAUCUGCAAGGACUGCUUCUACCAUGUCUUUGAAACCGAAGUACACAACACCAUCGUUGACAACAAGCUGUUCAAGCGCGGCGACCGCGUAGGCAUCGGUGCGUCGGGCGGAAAGGACUCGACAGUCCUAGCCUACGUGAUGAAGACCCUGAAUGACCGCCACGACUACGGGCUCCACCUCUACCUCCUGUCCAUCGACGAGGGAAUCGCCGGCUACCGCGACGACUCGCUGGAAACCGUCAAGCGCAACAAGGAGCAAUACAACCUGCCUCUUUUAAUAGUCUCCUACGAGCAGCUGUAUGGCUGGUCAAUGGACUCGAUUGUCGAGGCCGUUGGGCGGAAGAACAACUGUACGUUCUGCGGCGUGUUCCGUCGCCAAGCUUUGGACCGCGGCGCAUUGAUGCUGGACCUUGACCAUAUUGUUACUGGCCAUAAUGCUGAUGACGUGGCAGAGACUAUUCUGAUGAAUAUAUUCCGCGGUGACCUCCCCCGACUCAGUCGCUGUACAGAGAUUGCGACCUCCGGUGACGGCUACAUGGUGCGCUCGAAGCCGUUCAAGUACGCGUAUGAGAAGGAGAUAGUCAUGUACGCGUACCUUAAGCGCCUCGACUAUUUCUCUACUGAAUGCACUUAUUCGCCGAAUGCGUACCGCGGCUACGCGCGUGAGUUCCUCAAGGACCUCGAGGCUGUCCGGCCAUCGGCCAUCCUGGAUAUCAUUCAUAGUGGGGAGGCUAUGCGGAUUGCGCAGGAAGUUGUUAUGCCAGUGGUUUCGAGGUGCGAACGCUGCGGGUAUAUUUCCUCAAACACUGUGUGUAAGGCAUGUGUGUUGCUUGAGGGGCUGGAGCGUGGGUUGCCGAAGCUGGGUAUUGCGAAGAGUAUGAAGAAUACCCAGGACCUGUUGGCUGAAAAAAUUUCCCGUGUUAUCAUUUGCUCAAAAAUGGUCAGUGCCUGUUCUGGAGCCAAACAAUAA
Molecule: messenger RNA, 1038 nt
Organism: Kickxella alabastrina
Lineage: Eukaryota; Fungi; Kickxellomycota; Kickxellomycetes; Kickxellales; Kickxellaceae
Product: cytoplasmic tRNA 2-thiolation protein 1
Exons: 2
Coding region: 1-1038 (345 amino acids)
Biological process (GO): tRNA wobble position uridine thiolation
Cellular component (GO): cytosolic tRNA wobble base thiouridylase complex; mitochondrion
Molecular function (GO): tRNA binding
Source: RefSeq, a predicted model, not a curated record